Magnusiomyces paraingens is the source of this 753-nucleotide messenger RNA. RefSeq lists its product as uncharacterized. The coding region runs from base 1 to 753 and encodes 250 amino acids. Lineage: Eukaryota; Fungi; Ascomycota; Dipodascomycetes; Dipodascales; Dipodascaceae. The record is from RefSeq and is a predicted model, not a curated record. The transcript has a single exon.
AUGAACUUCUUUUUCGCUCUUUCAGCCUUUGUUGCUAUUGCCCAAGCAGCCAUUCAAGACAAUACCGCCUUCACUUUCCUUGUUCUGCGGUCAGGUUCUUCUAUCCAUUUUUCUACCGUUAAAGAGACUAGUGACCAAAAACUUGUCAUUGAUAGUUCUCUUAAUACAACUUUUACUGGUGUUUUCCUUUCAGAUGGCACUAUCCGUGUUGGUGACUCAGACCAAUGGUUGGUUGUGGGUGCAGACCAACAACUUACUGUCCAGACUGGAUCUCCACAAACUUUUGAAGUUAAUGAUCAAAGCGUGUUGACAUUGGAUGGUAGCUCUUCAAGCUUUUAUGUGAUUGAAAACGAAGAUGGAACUUAUGGUAUUUACAGUGGUUCUGGGUCUACUCAGACAAAUGCUUUCCAUAUCAGUCUUCUUGUUGACUGGGAUAGAAGAGCUUCUUCUGCUUCUUCAUCCACUUCCACUUCCACUUCCACUUCUUCAGAAUCUUUGUCUUCAUCUUCGACUAUUGUUUCUUCUUCUUCUUCUCACAUUACAUCUACUCCUAAUAUCACUACUGCCACUUCUACUUCUAGUGAACUUGGCCAGGUUACAGAAACUGUCACAAUUUGCAGUAAAAAUGGAACUUGUGCUCAUCCUUCAACCUCAGUUCCUCAGGUUAAUGGUGCUGCUUUAGCUGUUGGUACUACAUUUUGGGGUGCCGCAGUUGCUGCAGCUGCAGGUGUUGCAGGUAUUUUCAUUCUUUAA